GUUGGGCAUAGCCAAAAUGAGCGAUGAUGAUGGCCCGAUGCCAAUGCCGCUUCCAGCGGUGAAGCGACGCAAAGUCGUGGAUGUCGUGGCGGAAAAAGCCCUCUUGGAUCAACUUCCGAGUGCGGAAAUGUAUGAGAAGAGUUACAUGCAUCGCGACACAGUGACGCAUGUUGCGUUUUCCAAGUCGACGCAAUUUCUCAUCACAGCCUCUGCCGACGGCCAUAUCAAGUUUUGGCGCAAAAUGCGGACCGGGAUUGAGUUUGUCAAGCACUACAAAGCUCAUUUACAAGCGAUUGUGGGUCUGGCAGUGUCGGACGACGGUCUACGGCUGGCAACAACAUCUCUCGACGGCACGAUAAAGUUUUUCGAUAUCUUGGGAUUUGACAUGGUCAACAUGAUCACGUUGGGGUACACACCGAGCCACUGCUGCUGGAUCUUUCAAACAGGUCAUGUUGUACCGAAGAUCGUCGUCGCCGAGAUGGAUUCCCAUGUACUGCGCGUUUACCACGCCGACCAUGCCAAGGACACCGCUCUCUUGCACGUCCUUGACAACCUUCACACGGCCCCCGUCACGGUGCUGGGUUUCAAUCCUAUUGCGAACGUUGUGAUCUCCGGCGAUAGCAAGGGCAUGUUGGACUACUGGGCGGCAGACAACUACUCGAUGCCUGGCGCAGGUGUCAUCAAGUUCAAGUCGAAGAUGUCGACAGACUUGUACGAACUGCUCAAGCACCGCACGCACGCUACUUCGAUCGACAUAUCCCCGAACGGCAUUGAUUUUGUCGUGACGGCGGCGGACUCGUUUCUGCGUGUGUUUCGGUUUGCCACAGGCAAACUUCGCCGCAAGUACGACGAGUCGCUCGUGCAGUUUGAAGAUGCCCAAGCGGACGGAAGUUUGCAGCUGGAUGCGAUCGAUUUCGGCCGACGCAUGGCCGUGGAAAAGGAAAUGCAAAGUGUGGGAGUCACGUCAAACUGCAUUUUCGACGCGAGUGGCCAUUACGUGCUCUUCUCGACGCUGCUCGGGAUUAAAAUCCUCCAUAUCGAGACCAACAAGCUCGCGCGAGUUCUAGGCAAAGUCGAAAACACCGAGCGAUUCACGCAGCUCUGUUUGUUCCAGGGCACCCCGUCAAUCAACACCCAGUUCCAGAAACACGCGACGACCGAAGUCGAAAAGAAGCUCGUGAUGAGCGACGCGAAUGACGCCAAAGCUUGGAUCGAUCCCAUGGUGUUUGCCGCUGCGUUCAAGAAGGCGCGGUUUUACUGCUUUUCGACUCGGGAGCCCGUCGAUUCCGCCGAUGACGAACAUGGCCGCGACGUAUUCAACGAGAAGCCAACGCUUGAUGAGUCCCAGAUUUCGACCAAAACGGCCACCGCCGCCCUCGGCACCCGCGCAGUCAUCCACACGACGAUGGGAGAUAUCUUCCUCACGCUGUAUCCGAACGAGUGCCCCCGUACGGUCGAGAACUUUUGCACGCAUGCGCGGAAUGGAUACUAUGACAAUUGCUUGUUUCACCGUGUCAUCAAGAACUUCAUGGUGCAGACGGGUGACCCGCAGGGAGACGGCACCGGCGGGGAAUCGAUUUGGGGCGGGGAAUUUGAAGAUGAAUUCCACCGGAAUCUCCGCCACGACCGACCGUUCACUGUGUCCAUGGCAAACGUUAGUCUCGCAUGGCAUGGUACGAUUGUGUAGAGAGACUCAUGGCGCCAUUGUAGGCCGGGCCACGAACGAACGGGUCGCAGUUCUUCAUCACGACAGUGCCCACUCCUUGGCUGGACAACAAGCACACGGUGUUUGGCCGUGUGGAGAACGGCAAAGACACUGUCGCGGCCAUCGAAGGCGUCCGUGUUGAUCGAUUCGACAAGCCGUUCGAGGAUAUCAGGAUUGUCAACGUUGACAUAAUGUAGCCGACAUUACGUUCG
Aphanomyces invadans is the source of this 1917-nucleotide messenger RNA. RefSeq lists its product as hypothetical. The transcript has 4 exons. Gene Ontology annotation, molecular function: peptidyl-prolyl cis-trans isomerase activity; protein binding. Gene Ontology annotation, biological process: protein folding; protein peptidyl-prolyl isomerization. The record is from RefSeq and is a predicted model, not a curated record. Lineage: Eukaryota; Oomycota; Saprolegniomycetes; Saprolegniales; Verrucalvaceae. The coding region runs from base 17 to 1687 and encodes 556 amino acids.